Messenger RNA from Cucumis sativus (cucumber), 1242 nucleotides. Its product is annotated as short-chain dehydrogenase reductase 3c. The coding region runs from base 184 to 1077 and encodes 297 amino acids. The record is from RefSeq and is a predicted model, not a curated record. Lineage: Eukaryota; Viridiplantae; Streptophyta; Magnoliopsida; Cucurbitales; Cucurbitaceae. The transcript is spliced from 3 exons.
UCACUUUUCUGAUCUGUGAUUGUUGCAUGAAAAUGCGUGUUCAUUACAACUCCCUCUCACACAAAUAAAAAUAAAUCUCCAAUUUUCUUCUUAAUUAAUUCUCUUCAAUAUUUUCACAGCUCCCACAUUCCCCCACCCAAACCCACCCCCGUUCUUUACUCCCUUCAUCCCAUCGCCCUCCUCAUGCUCCCAUCCUUCGCCAGAGAGAUUGAGAUGAUCGGCAAUGGUCUUCUUAGAGGGAGUUUCAGGUCGUUUUCUUCAGUUUCCAGUCCUCGGAGAAGGCUCGAAGGCAAGGUGGCUUUAAUAACCGGGGCAGCAAAUGGGCUGGGCCAAGCCACAGCCCAAGAGUUUGUGGAUCAGGGGGCCCAUGUGAUCAUUGCCGAUAUAGACACCACAUUGGGCCCACAAGUGGCCGAACAACUAGGCCACACAGCCAAAUUCGUAGAAUGCGACGUGGCGCUGGAGUCUGAAGUUGCGGCCGCAGUAAACUUCGCGGUGACCCACCACGGAAAACUAGACAUAAUGUACAACAACGCCGGAAUCACCGGACCGGCAGUGCCACCCAGCAUAGCGGAGCUAGACCUAGCCGACUUCGACCGAGUAAUGAAUGUCAAUGUCCGUGGAGUCGUAGCCGGAAUAAAACACGCGGCUCGAGUGAUGGUCCCAGCUGGGUGCGGGUCCAUCCUAUGCACAUCAAGCAUAAGUGGUCUCAUGGGUGGGUUAGGCCCACAUCCGUAUUCAAUAUCCAAACACGCAAUUCCAGGGAUAGUGAGGUCGGCGGCGACGGAGCUGUGCCGUAGCGGGGUACGGGUGAAUUGCAUAUCGCCGGCACCGGUAGCGACGGCGAUGGCGGUGAAGGGGAUAGGAGAAAUGUACAAAGGGGUUAGCAAGGAAGAGAUUGUUGGAAUAAUAAAUGGACUUGGGGUUCUGAAGGGCGCAAUUUGCGAGGAGGCUGACGUGGCGAAAGCGGCUUUGUUUUUGGCUUGUGAUGAUUCGAAAUACAUCACCGGUCAUAAUCUGGUUGUAGACGGCGGUUUUACUUCCUUCAAAAACCUCGACUUCCCUUCCUUCCAUUAGUCUAUUGCCACGUGUGUAGAUAAGUAAAAAACCCAUUCAAAUAUCAUUCAUCUUAUUCUAAUUUGGUCAUCUUCCUUCUAUGUACUUCCAAUUAUCAAAUUUCGGUACAUGUAUUUUUAAUAUACUUUAAUAUUUGUACCAAAUCUUAGGAUUUUUUUUGCUUUA